AUGCUUCUGAGCACCCCCCCUCGACCAACAGUCUCAUUGAAUUCGAACAGCAGUACACAAUCGUGGCUCAACAAUCUCUAUAACUAUGAUGGAAAUGCCGAUUUUUCUGAUAUUUCUUCAUCCAGAUCCAUCAGUUACGCACCUUCUAUCGAUGAACGUCGUCCUGAGGCCGAUAAUUCUUUCCAUCAUUCGGACUAUGCCGCCACCACAUUCGAAGAAGAAGAUUACGAUGAGGGACCUGAAAACGAGGAUGAGCCACUUCAAGGCGCUAUCCAUGAACGUCGUCUUGAGGCUGAUCAAUUUUUCCAUCACUCGGACUAUGCCGCCACCACAUUCGAAGAAGAAGAUUACGAUGAGGGAGUCGAAACCGAGGAUGAGCCACUUAAAGGCGGAUACGACACGGAGGACGAAGACGGGGAGAGAAACGAUCAUGGAUACGAGGCCGAUGAUGAGGAAAUUUCAGAUUUGAGGAAUGAUGUAGAAGAAAUGAAACGGACAAUCCAAGAAAUGUCGGAUACCUUAAAGACUAUUGCUAGUGCAAUCAAGGAGGGACAAGCGCAAAGAAUUUCGGCACCAGAAGUACUCCGGAAACAACAGCACUCAACAGGGCCGAGGAGACGUUCUGCUCAGAAGAACAUGCUCGCCCGUCAGAUCAGAAAGGAGCUUGAAAAGCUCCUGGGCGACAUGCCGUUCGCUCGCAGAAAUGUUAUGUCUCCCCUUGAGCUGAAUGCAUUUGUCGCCAGGUGGAAUGCUUCAUCGCCCCGCAGGCGGCCUGUUUGUUGCGACAUUGCCCAAUUUAAGGUGGAUCUUGUAGGAUCGCCCAAGAGUCCAUGGAACCAAUCUGCGUCAAGGGUCUUCACUGUGCAUUUUAUGCAAGUAUUUGCUCAUAUGAAGUAUAGUGCUACGGAAGUACAAGAUGGAUUCUUCGUACGCAUUAAAUCACUCAAAGCCAGUUUAAACUCGCUUGCGGCGGACGAAAAUCGCAAAGCCAAAAGAAGGCGGGACCAACGAAGACAAGGUACGAUUGGACAUAAUCACUAG
Psilocybe cubensis is the source of this 1041-nucleotide messenger RNA. RefSeq lists its product as uncharacterized. The transcript has 4 exons. Lineage: Eukaryota; Fungi; Basidiomycota; Agaricomycetes; Agaricales; Agrocybaceae. The record is from RefSeq and is a predicted model, not a curated record. Bases 1 to 1041 code for a protein of 346 amino acids.